Molecule: messenger RNA, 4663 nt
Organism: Oncorhynchus keta (chum salmon)
Lineage: Eukaryota; Metazoa; Chordata; Actinopteri; Salmoniformes; Salmonidae
Product: zinc finger protein 24-like
Exons: 2
Coding region: 3359-4321 (320 amino acids)
Cellular component (GO): nucleus
Source: RefSeq, a predicted model, not a curated record
ACUGCAAUUUACGUAUAUACGGGCUCUCUGUCCCACCUCCCAGGGCAAACAGAGAACUGACUUGUUCCUGACAAAGAUAUUAUAAAUAUACUCUGACAGAGGUAGUUCCUGCUUCCGAGCCGGCCUGUCACAGAGUAGAGACUGGGUGUGGUUUAGACUCACCCAGCCUAUCGUUGAUUGUUGGCGCAGAGGCUGGUCCCAGCCCCCUAAGCGCUUCAGUGGUCAGUCGUUGUAGCUGUGUAGAAUAUACAGUUAUCAGGCACCUGGCUCCUGUUAUCUAACAAAAUACCGUUUGAUCUCUCAACACUACGUUCUGAAUGUGUCCCCCCCCAACUCAUUGCACAGUUCCUGUCUUCAUGUCAUUCUGUAUUUUUCCAUCAUGAGAAAGGCCCAUGGCCCUGAAACUGUUAACAAUGUUUCAAGUCAGCCAUGUUGCAUAACACAUACAUCCACACAAGCCAACAGCAGAUAAUAUUCAAUCACAUAUGAUAUGGUAACGGGCUAUAGUGCAUAACACAGAACCUCACAGUACCUGCUAUAACUCCUGACAUACAGAAAAUGUGACAAUGUCAGUGACACUGUUUAAUCUAUGUUUUCUAUCAAGGCAUUACAAAAACAAAACAUUUACUUGUUGAAAUAAAGUAGAAAUGCUGUUAGCGGAGGUCCAAUUCACAAACGUUGCUCUCUAGGGAGCAAUUGAAGAAUUUUUAUUAAAUAUGUUAUAAAUAAACCAAGAGACCACAGCCCAUCGUUUCAAACGGAAACAAAUUAGUAAUAGUGGGCAGAACAAGCAAGGAAGUGGGCAGAGCCAAGUAUGAGCUAGCGAGAUCCUAUUGGCGCGUUCUAGCAUUUGCAUAUUUCCGUUAGAGAACCCAUACUCUGAAGUGCGCGUGUGCCAUAAUGCUAAAUUCGACUUUGCACUCCUAAACAAAUCAAAAAAAUAUUUUUACUUUGGGAAAAGGUCCAGUCUAAAAACGUAAUCCACUCUGAUUCUAGUUUAAGGAACACAAAACUGUAUUCAGAUCAAAUGUUUAAUCAAUGACAAAACAAGCAGAAAGUCGGUCAAAAUCCAUCUCCUCCCACUGCCAACCACUGAGCUUCCUCUCACUACCAUAUUUGGAUACGUCACAUUUAUACAUAUGGUGAAAUAUGUAUCAUUGUUCUAUCUUUGCUUUGAUCACUUGAGGGUUGAUAUGACCCACAAUUCAAUGCAAACUUUAGACACGUGUCAAAUUUAAUCAACACUGCUGCAUUAUCGACAUGUCAGACAAAAUUAUGACGUUAGCUUGCAUAAAAAUAGUUCAAAAGUUUGGACACAUCUACUCAUUCAAUGGCUUUUGUUAAUUUUUUUACUAUUUUCUACAUUGUAGAAUAAUAGUGAAGAAAAACUAUGAAAUAACACAUAUGGAAUCAUGUGGUAACCACAAAAGUGUUGAACAAAUCAAAGUAGAUUUUAGAUUCUUCAAAGUAGCCAGCCUUUGCCUUAUUUGCACAUGCUUGGCAUUCUCUCAACCAGCUUCAUGAGGAAUGCUUUUCCAACAGUCUUGAACGAGUUCCCAAUAUAAUUAUUUUCAUUUAUUUAACCUUUUAACUAGGCAAGUCUGUUAAGAACAAAUUAUUAUUUACAAUGACGGCCUACCCGGCCAAACCCGGAUGACACUGGGCCAAUUGUUUGCUGCCCUAUGGGACUCCCAAUCACGGCCGGAUGCGAUACAGGCUGGAUCAUGUGCUGAGCACUUGUUGGCUGCUUUUCCUUCACUCUGCGGUCCAACUCAUCUCAAACCAUCUUAAUUGGGUUGAGGUCGGCUGAUUGUGGAGGCCAGGUCAUAUGAUUCAGCACUCCAUCACUCUCCUUCAAAUGAUAGUCCCACUAAGCACAAACCAGAUGGGAUGGCGUAUUGCUGCAGAAUGCUGUGAUUUCCAUGGUGGUUAAGUGUGCCUUGAAUUUUAAAUAAAUCACAGACCGUGUCACCUGCAAAGCAGCCCCACACCUACUCCAUGCUUCACGGUGGGAACUACCCAUACAUUUGGACACAUCACAUUUCAGACCAAAGGACAGAUUUCCAUUGGUCUAAUGUCCAUUGCUCGUGUUUCUUGGCCCAAGCAGGUCUCUUCUUAUUGGUGUCUUUAGUAGUGGUUUGUUUGCAGCAAUUCAACCAUGAAGGCCUGACUCAAAGUCUUCUCUGAACAGUUGAUGUUGAUCUGUCUGUUACUUGAACUCUGUGAAGCAUUUAUUUGGUCUGCAAUUUCUGAGGUGCAGUUAACUCUAAUGAACUUAUCCUCUGCAGCAGAGGUAACUCUGGGUCUUCCUUUCCUGUGGUGGUCCUCAUGAGAGCCAGUUAUAUCAUAGUGCUUGAUGGUUUUUGCGAGUGCACUUUAAGAAAUGUUCAAAGUUCUUAAUAUUCUGGAUUGACUGACCUUCAUGUCUUAAAGUAAUGAUGGAAUGUUGUUUCUCUUUGCUUAUUUGAACUGUUCUUGCCAUAAUAUGGACUCUGUCUUUUACCAAAUAGGGCUAUCUUCUGUAUACCUUGUCACAACACAACUGAUUGUCUCAAACGCAUUAAGGAAAGAAAUUCACCAAAUUAACUUUUAACAAGGCACACCUGUUAAUUGAAAUGCAUUACAUGUGACUACCUCAUGAAGCAGGUUGUCACGUACGAGUGUAUCUUAAAUGUCCCUUGCCUAAGCGAGGGACAGUAACGAUCGGAAAGGCAAUGUCCUUGGUGAAAAUCUUGAAGUUGAGCUUAAAAACAACCAACCUAAAGCUAUUAAUGUACAUAGCAAGCCAUCAUAGCAAGGUAGCACUGCUGUCAGGUAGCUAGCUACCCAUAGUUAGUUUUAUAGUUUGGUCAUUUAUUCCAAUAUAUUUCAGAAUUGCCAAAAAUGUUUAUGAAGCUAGCUACAUUUUAUAAGCUCCUCACUACGAGACUAAGCCCAUUUGCCAACGCUAAAAUCAAUGUAAUUUCUAUAUAUUUUUUUUAGCAUGCAAGCAUAAUUUUGUCUGACAUGCCUAAAAUGCAGCCUUGUUGAUUAAAUUUGACACUUCAGUGACUAUAGUUUGCAAUGAAUUGUGGGUCAUAUCAACACCGCAAGUGACAAUGUCUGCGUUUCAAACUCAAAGUAGACAGCCCUCGGCCCUAUGCCCUUUGGGGAAUCUCCAAUGCCAUAUUUGUCAUUGGUCCAAACGAUUAGCAAAGCAAGGAACGUUUGCAACGUAAGCCCCUCAGCCCUCGUUUUUAAUGGAGUUUGCGAGUGUACAAUUAUGUUCACUUCGGGGCCUGAAACGUCCCAUAAUUCCAUUCACGAUGAAUACAUCCGCUAAGAAAAUUCUGCCAAAACUUAAAACCUCAACUUCAAUAUGGAGUCAACAUACAAGUGGUCCAAAGGCUGUGAUGAGGAUCCUGGUGAAAGGACUUCAUUUGAGCAGAACGCCAGAGAGAAAGACGACCAACUGCAUCAAAAUAGACCACAGCCACCUGCAGAAGAAGUAGAAGGACUUGAACAGAACAGGUCAGGCCACAGAGAGAAGGAUAGUGGACUAGAGUUAGUGAAGAGAGAGCAGGAAGAGUAUGAUGUCAUUUCACUACAUACAUCAGUAAGUGAACAUGGCACAGAGAGAUCAGAUCAUGAGGAAACUGAGUUUGCUGUGGAUGAGAGAGAGAGUCAGCUCUGGGAGUCUUUAACAGAGCGCAACUGUGACUCGGAGGGUCCAGAUUACCAUAAGUGCACGGAACAAUAUCCACUGGAUCAAGAUACAGACAUACAGCUCAUUCAAAGUGCAGUGGAGGGUCUCGAAAGCAUUCCAUCGUCCGAGAUGGGUGACAUUAACAGAGUUAUGAAAGAAGAGAUGCGAGCACAGUCUGUUUGGAAUGACAGAAGGACCCCUACAGAUUUGGUUCAGGCACAGCCAGGACAGCACAGAGAAACCAUGCACCCAGAGAGAACCCAGGAUGGGACAACUACCAGAGUGCCAUCAGACAAACAAACACUAGCCAAUGAGGGUGCAGGAUAUUCAAAUGUUUGGCUAAACAACGUAUUCUCACUUGCCCCAAAUUGUUCAAAUGGUUUCAACUCAGCAAAGGUAUCCCCAAGGAGAACCCCAGCAAGAGAGAAGUGGUUUGUUUGCUCCUUUUGUGGAAAGAGCUUUGACCGGUUUGGUCACCUGGAGAUGCAUCAGCGGAUUCAUACGGGAGAAAAACCGUACAGCUGUGUCACGUGCGGGAGGUGUUUCGCUCAGCAGAGUAAUCUCCGCAGACACCAGCGAGUACACAGGGCCUCACAACAAAGCAAACUGUCUACUGAUCGUUAUCACCAUGACUAGACAACUAAGAACAUUGUGGAACAACAUUUUCUAAUGACUGAGAACAGAGUUGAUAAGACCAUCAAGACACUUGCAGAAAGCAGCAGUGUGUUACUUUUGUCUUCCCAUUCUAUAAAGUGAGAGCAGUGAGACCCUACCACAACUGUUGCACUAGUGGUGCUUAUAUACUGUAGUGAGGGAUCAGAGUUGCCGGUUUUACAGCUUCCUGCUUGUAACCUUUUAAGGAACGCUUAAGAGGAUCUCCAUCUUUAAGUUUUUGUAGAGAUAUGCCAGACUAACACUACAAUGGACAUGCUUUUGUCAAUGCAUACAUUUGUCUGAAUAAAAAUUUGAAUUAUCCAA